Messenger RNA from Linnemannia hyalina, 603 nucleotides. NCBI's taxonomy places the organism in Eukaryota, Fungi, Mortierellomycota, Mortierellomycetes, Mortierellales, Mortierellaceae. The record is from the annotation of a GenBank genome assembly.
AUGCAAAGACCAUCAGACGUCAUCUUCUAUGAGCCGCCAGAGACACUCCGCAAGACCUUCUGGCUAGCCUACGCGACUGCAGGACUCCAAUUGAUCUUUUGGGGAAACAUUGCCCAGUACGCCUUUACACACUACACCGACAACCCCAUGUUCUCGGCCACCCAACCUCCACCUCCACCAUUGCCCCUUCCCGGAACUGAGGGGAUUGAAUCGACAGAGGUGCCGUUGGCGCCGUUGAGGACCAGGAUUAUUAUCUCGGCGGGCUUGGUUGGUACAGGGCUGGUUAUUGCCUUUGGAAUCUGUGCCAUUCCAUGGAGAUACGUGACAAGGCUGACGUUUUUGAGGGGAGGCACUCAGAUCAGGAUCGACACUGGCCGGAAAUUCCCUCAUGGCUACCACAGAAGUUACCCGAUCCAGGACAUGCAGUGCCGUCAGCAGCUCGUGACAAAUGUCGGACCCCAAGGUACCUCGCCAGUCAAGGAGGGUAGCAGUGCGCAUAUUAUGCUUGGAUCCAAGAAGGAAAGGAUGGCGUUCUUUGUUGAUCGUCGUGGAACCUUUAAGGAUGCUGGGCUUUGGGAUAAGGUCUUUUACCGCCCUUAUUAA